AUGAAACCUCUAACAGCAAGUCCACAUAUUAAGGAGCGUUUGUGGAACAUUCUCUCGCUCGUAGAGAAUGGAUUCAAAAAGGGAGAAUCCAUAUGUCUUGUUCUCAAGAAACAAAAGGAAUGUUUGAAACGAAAACGCGAGUCAUCUCUAAGAACUCCAAUGAUGACUACCAGCAUAACAGAAAUACAUUUCCCGUCUUUGGAUCCAGAUAUCAAUCUUAAAUUCGCUUGCUAUCUCAAGGUUCUAAGAUUAUUGUUUGACCAAAUAUCUUCUAUGCCAAGCUUUUUUGUCUCCAAGCGACAAAUCUAUUAUCGCGAUGUGACUCUGUUCAAAAAGCAGGCUGUGAUCAACCAGUGUAUUGAUGAUAUCGCCAGCUCCUUCGGAGUCUCUACGGAGACCUUGGGAGUAGUGGCAGCACAAAAGGGUUUAAUCUAUGCAAAUCUGCAAUAUUACUAUAGAGACCGAUUUGUCAAACUUGAGAAAAAAGAGGGCACCAUGCUCUUGCCGCUCAUCUCUCUGGAGUCUCAUCAUGAAGACUUCCGCUUUGUUUCACCUUGUCCAGAAGAGAUUAUCAUUGUGGAAAAGGAGUCGGUCUUUUCUAAAUUAUGCAAGGAGCACGACCAUGGAAAUAAAAUACUCAUCACUGCUAAAGGUUUUCCCGACAGGCUGACCAAACGGUUCUUGUACCAUUUAACACAGCAUUAUCCGGAGGCAAAGGUCGUAGCAUUGGUCGACAGCGAUGUCUACGGAUUGAUGAUAUUGAAGGAGUACAAAUACACUCCCGCGAUCAAAAUCACCGAGUGCCCGAUAUUGCCAGUCACAGUCAAGGACGAGUGUGCUAGAAAAACCACCUCAAGGCUGGACGAGCUAGGUCACAUGCAUUCGUGCUGGUACGUCUCUCCGUGUUCGAGAUUACAAUAUGGUGGAACGUUUCUUUUUGACAACGCUAAUCGUCUCGGGCAUCUAGAUAUCACUUACAGGGAUUACAACAAUAUGAAAUCUUUUUUGCGAACGCUUCUCGAGCUCGAAGAUGUAUCGUCCGAUGGCGAAAUGAAAAAAGUGGUGAGAGAGCUUCAAAUGGGGAUGUAUUUUCUUAAGAAAAGGGAAAUGGAUUAGAGAGGUUUUAGGUGUGUUUCGGACUUCAAUGGCGAGAAAAACGGUCGGUCACGAGCCGCGCCAGAUUUUAGGGUUUUUUUUGGAUAACUCCGCUCAAAUUUUAGCGUAUUUUACUCCUCUUUUCCAAAAAAGAAAUGAGAACAAUCACAGUUGGGUUCUGGUUUGCAUUGGGAGGGGUUGACAGUAUUAAAAAGGCAAAGUCACCAGAAUACGUUUGAGAAAUUCCAAUAUGCUGAGUGAAUCGAGCACUGGUGUCAGUUCCACGAGGACCCAGUCAACAACAUCGAUAGCCACCAUACAAACGGCCGCCACCACUCCAGAGUUCUUUCCGAGCUUGGUAGAGAGUGAAGUGGGAAAUCUGCUACACGCUAACCUCUUUUCGCUCGACCAAAGGGAAGUUGUGGAUGACGACGCUGAGUCUGCCACCACAGAGCUGGCGACGGACGUUGCUGAUCCGGAGCGCGAAAAAUGGGUCAUCUGUUUAGUUGGGCUUCCUGCCAGUGGGAAAUCAACAGUUGCUGAGCACCUUGAGACAUACGUUAAUAGAGUGAAGCGCGCAGAUUUACGUUUCAAGUGUUUCAACGCUGGUAAUGUGAGAAGAAGGUAUGAAAAGCAGUUAACGCACAAAUUUGAUUUCGAUUUCACUAAAAGCGCUACACAACGUCUACGCGAACUAUAUGCGUUUGAGGCACUAAACGAGCUUACCAGCAGCCUUAUACGUGAUGAGAUAGACAUUGGGAUGUUUGAUGCCACCAAUACAACGAAGGAAAGAAGAGAGAAAGUAGUACAGACUAUCAGACAAACGGCUUCUGAAGCGAACGUGGUGAUCAACAUUGCCAUUUUGGAAGUUUGCUGUACAAACAUUUCUUUGAGGAGAUACAACAUUGAGCGCAAAACCACUAAUAAAGACUACUAUGGCAUGCCGCGCGAGGAAGCCAUCACCGAUUUUCUCAAACGAGUUGAGAAGUAUGAAAAAAUUUACGAGAAGGUUACGUUAGAGGAGAUCGACCGAUUGGACGUCAACUAUUUCAUCAUGUCCAAUGUGGGCGAGUCGUUCAGCUACAACUGCGGGAGGAAAGUAAUUGGAAAGAACAACGUGGGGCGCUUCGAAAGUGUGCUUUUGCAGCAUAUUUAUGAUUUUUUGCUACACUACAGAUCUACUUUUGGGCAACAUUAUCUGUCAGAAGUUGAAAAGUUUUAUAGAGAUGGGUACAAGCCCGUCAAGCAAGUUUUUGCCACGAAUUAAUACACUGUAAAUGAUAUGUGAUACGUCGAAUUUAUUUAUUAGUCAUUCCAGGAAUAUUUGGUAAAGAAUUAAUUCCUUGCAGGCCCGGCAAUCCUGGCAAUCCUGGUAACCCAGACAAUCCUGGGAGUCCAGAAGGCGCAGACGGCUGGAAGUGUUUCUGCUCCGACUCUCUUCCGUUCUGUUCCAUCGCAAACGGCUGCUUUUCCGCCCAGGAUUCUCCGGUGUAGGCGUUGUCUUUGAAUGCAAGCGGAUCGUUUGGUCUGGAUCGACACCAGAAGCGCAUUGAUUUAUCCGCUCCGGCAGUACACAGUAAGUGUCCAAGAGGAUGAUAUUCAAGGUCAUGAAUGGCCUUGUCGUGAGCGUAUGGGAUUCUGUGGAGCGGAGAGGUGGUGGAAGCAGGUAGUUUUUCUCUGUUGAACACCAAGUCUUGAUUUAAUUCUUUUGCAAGGUCGUAGGUGGACAACGACCCGUCGUAACCACCAAUGGUGAGUGUUGACGAGUGAACAGGGUGCCAGGUAAUAGAGGUCAAGUCAACGUCGUCCGUAGAUUUUAUAACGUUGAUAGUUUUCAUCAGUCUGAUGUCAAAAAUUCUGGUGGAAUGAUCUCUGGAACACGCUGCUAACAGUCUUUGGUUUCCUUUCGGCUGGAAUCGCACCUUUGUCACCGUAUGUUUGAAGUCAUGGAUGGUAGAUAUGCAUUUCCCGUCUCUUGGAUCCCAAAAUUUCACUAAGUUAUCUUUGGAGCCACUAACGACCAAUCCCAAAGUUGGAUGCCAGUCACAAGCUUUGACGUCCCAAUGGUGUCCUUUCAAAGUGCGUUCUUCGGUAGCUGUACUGAAGUUCCAUAUCUUCAGCGUAAGGUCGUCGGAGCAACUCACAAACUUUGAGUCAUUUGGUGAGAAAACUAUGUCCUGAAUUGCAUUGUCGUGAGCCUUGGGGAGAAUGUUGACGUUAUUGAAGUUUGGCUGCCAAAACUUGAUGCAACCGAUCUGGUCCGCACUAAGCAGCCAGUCUCCAUUAUGACUAUAUUGCAGUGCAAAAAUGGGCGAGUCAUGGGCCUGCAUGAUAGACUCGAAGUUAAAAGUCAAGCCAUUCCAGAUGGUGAACUCUCCAGAGUGAGACGAAACCAGCACUCGGCGCGCAUCUGGCGUCCAUUUGAGCGCAUGUAUAGCGUGCUUGGAUUUGUUUGUCGAAACGUGGACAAAUUUGGUGGCCAGAUCCACCACUUCUGGCUGCUCUAAAUGCGGAGGCAACAGCUGGGACAGGUAUGACAUCUCUGGGCGGAUCUUCCCCAAUGGUUGGCGACCUCGGCGAUUGUACACAUUUUUCUGGACCAUGUAUCUACCCAAAGGAGUAAAGUAGUCCACUGUACGCCGGUGUUGG
This is a messenger RNA of Ogataea polymorpha, 3744 nucleotides long. RefSeq lists its product as uncharacterized. Gene Ontology annotation, molecular function: DNA topoisomerase type II (double strand cut, ATP-hydrolyzing) activity; DNA binding; ATP binding. NCBI's taxonomy places the organism in Eukaryota, Fungi, Ascomycota, Pichiomycetes, Pichiales, Pichiaceae. Gene Ontology annotation, cellular component: nuclear chromosome. Gene Ontology annotation, biological process: meiotic DNA double-strand break processing; meiotic DNA double-strand break formation; reciprocal meiotic recombination. The transcript has a single exon. The coding region runs from base 1 to 1116 and encodes 371 amino acids. The record is from RefSeq and is a predicted model, not a curated record.